Aethalodelphis obliquidens (Pacific white-sided dolphin) is the source of this 2247-nucleotide messenger RNA. RefSeq names its product zymogen granule protein 16 (gene ZG16). The transcript has 3 exons. Bases 823 to 1392 code for a protein of 189 amino acids. The record is from RefSeq and is a predicted model, not a curated record. NCBI's taxonomy places the organism in Eukaryota, Metazoa, Chordata, Mammalia, Artiodactyla, Delphinidae.
GAAUUAGAGGGGAUUCACGCUGAGCUGAAGAAGAGGCUUCCUGGAUUGAAUGGCUGGGGAGACCUGCGUGUCAGCUAACCGGGGCAUCUGGUUGUGAGCUAGUCUUAGGUGUAAGGAUAUCUGGAUCUCAGCUUAAGGACUGGGGACACCCAGGAUACACCUACGGCCAGAUUUGUGUUAGUGGAGAAGGAGGUAUGACAAAUAGACCAGGUGCCUGGGAUCUGUCUUAAGCCGGUUCCGAUUUCUUCUCCAACUCCUCAGUCUAUCCCACCUGCACCAGAACUGCUUGGACAGUGCUGUUGGCUGUUUCUUCUAUCACCACCUUCACUCUCCAAGUGACCCAGAGACACACCUCUAAAAUGCUCCUUUCCUUCUGAUUUGAGACUAGGAUGAAACUAGGAAUUUAAACUAUGCCCCAGAUGUCCCACAGACUGGGCCAAUCUACCACAGGCCUACUUCAGUUAGGUUUUGCUCCGACUCCUGGUUUGAUAAACUCAACCAUCUCUAGGAUUUGGAGAUGUCCUCCACUUCUUCUUUAGAAAACUCCUUUCCUGCUUUGUGCCAGGAGGGAACAGGGCUUGACACAGCUUAAUCCAGUUAGAAGGUCAGGAUUGAUCUUCUGGCUUGGGAGGGAAGAGAAGGAUCGGCUGUAGCCAGACCAGAGAGAGGCAGAGGGAUUGAGGACACAUAAGAUAGUAUUUGUGACAAACAGGACUAGAGAGUGUGGACAGUUCUUUCUAAGACCAAGACUCGGUGGAUGAGGUCUGAGUUGAAGGACCAAGAAACCCGAGCCUCAACUGGAGAUCAGGGGUGCCUGGGUAAAUGAUAUCUGGGGGGAUAAGGGUAAACGUUCACUUUCUCCUUUCUUCCCACUCCAGCCCCAGGAUGUUGACCGUUGCUUUUCUUGCCCUUCUUUGUGCAUCAGCCUCUGCCAGUAAGCUUCAGGCCAGCUCCUCCUCUUUCAGUGGAGAGUAUGGAGGCUACGGAGGAAAGCGAUUCUCCCAUUCUGCAAACCAGCUGGAUGGCCCCAUCACCGCCAUUCGUGUCCGAGUUAACAGCUACUACAUCAUAGGUCUCCAGGUGCGCUACGGCAAGGUGUGGAGCGAUUACGUGGGUGGCAAGUUGGGAAAGCUGCACGAGAUCUCCCUGGACCCUGGGGAAUCAGUGGUCCAGGUGUCGGGAAAGUACAGGAACUACCUGAGAAAGCUGGUCUUUGUGACUGACAAGUCCCGCGUCUUGACUUUUGGGAAAAACAGAGGCAAGAAUUUCAAAGCUGUCCCCUUGCACCCCAACACUGUGCUACGAUUCAUCAGUGGCCGAUCUGGCCAAUCCAUUAUCAAUGCCAUUGGCUUCCACUGGGAUGUCUACCCCAGUAAACACGAGAACUGCUGAGUUGUCCUGCAACACUGCAGUGGGGGUAUGGGAACCCCUCACCACUAACCACCAUCCACCUGUCUCAAUGAAAAAGAAAUAAUAAAAGGGCAUGGCUAAAGUGUGUGUAUGGGUGCCUGCAGCUGGGGUCCACCUCUUGACUCUGGGUAUGGAUGUGUGACUCUCAUUUCUGGCUAUUCGUCAGACGUCAAUCUGGGGAAGAGUGGGAGGAUGAGGGAGAGAGGUGUAAGAAUCCUGGGCUUUUCUUCAUGAUUUAUUAAGAGGAGAUAAGAUUCUGGCCUGCACCAAUUCUUUUUUUCAAGUGUUUACCCAAACUGGAGUUCUAAGGCUGAAGGUAAGACCUAGUUGUGGUUUAUUGCGAAAACCCCAGAUGUUCCACUCUCCAGCCCUUUUCUCCCCUUUGUCUUCCCCUUGAGAUAGUGCCUCUCCACCAAAAGGCUGUCACCUCACUCUCCUGACCUUAACCCACUCACUGUACAUGGGUGGCCUGAGCCAUCAUCCUUUGUUAUUUCCCAGAACCCACCUGACUCCCAAAAUUUAGCCUAAGUUCCUGCCAAGGGCUUUGCCUAUUACCCCAGCCUAGUUCCUCCCCACCUUUACUCAUAAGCCCUGGUGUCCUUGCUCAGCUCUCUCAGACCGCAGUUCUUUCCUCAGGAAGCCACCACCUCCUCAACAGCUUCUACUCUGCCAAUAUUACCCUCAAAACAAGGACAUCCCAAGGUGGGGGGGUGGGGGGGUAGAGAUUUCCAUCAUGGGUUUCCAUGAAAAGAAGGGGCUGGUUAGAGUCCAGGGGAAGCAUUAGGGUGACUGGAUAGAUUGAGCAAGGAUACAAAGUUGCUUUGGAAAUAAUUCUUA